UGGUCCUGAUGCCAGUCUCUUCCAGUUUCGAUAUAACACAUAUUUAAUCGGUGGUGCGCGUAUUAUCCUCUCUUGAGGGUGUUUUUUUUUCUCCAUAAAUUCAAUAUUUUCUAUUCGAUUUUGUUUGGAACAAUAUAUUUUUUUUUUUCCAAUCCAUUAUGGAUAAGUGUUUUCUUUUGUUGCUGAUGAUUAUCAGUGUGGCGACGUGCUUCACAACACCAACAAAUGUUGAUGAAAAUGUCCUCGAAAAGGGCUAUCGAUCAUUGUAUCGCGUCUAUGAGGAGUGUCAACAGCGAAAUGUUGGUGUGACGCCGUGUUUAAAGAAAAAAGCCAUAGCCUUCUUUGAUCGUAUUGGAAAAAUUGAAUCGUUGCCAAUUGCUGAAAAUCUUGAAUUAGUAAGAUCGUCGGAUGCGCCUGAAAUCAUUGAAUCGCCAACUGCUUCGGCUGAUCUUGAAACAUUGGGACGACAAUCUGGUGCAUCGAGAGAUGAAAUUCUCAAUGAUAUUCUCUUUGAGAAGGUGGCAAAUUUAAUGAAUGGAUUUAAUGUUCAAAUCAGAUUGCCAAAAACAUCAUCAACUGAAUUAAAACGCAGUAUUGAGGAGGGUAGGGGUAAAAUGAAAAAAAUGAUGGGAAUGAUGAUGAUGGGUAUGGCUAUGAAAAUGGCAGCAAUGGUACCGCUUGCAAUGGGUGUACUAUUUUUAUUGGCCGGCAAGGCGCUUAUCAUCAGUAAAAUUGCCCUUGUUCUGUCAAUGAUUAUUGGAUUGAAGAAACUAUUGUCGCAAAAAGGAGGCGGCGGUGGUGAUCAUGGUGGAUGGCAACAGGGAGGAGGAGGCGGUGGUGGCGGAUGGGAUCGAAGUCUCAAGGGGGGUAUUGUCAAUCCUCUCAAUAUGGAACUUUCCGAUUCUGAUCGUCAAUAUGCGCAAAAUCUUGCCUAUAAUGGAGCAAGGCAAAUGCCACUCACGAAAUAAUUGUAUACUAUUAGAGACAAUUAAAAAAAAAAAAAAAGAAAAACGAUUCGAUUUCCGAGUUUGCUAUAUGAAGGAAAAACAAUUUUCCUCGAAUAAAAACUUUUUGUGCAAAAAUUAUUUAAGUAACAUUAAAAAUAAUACAAAAAAAGUUAAAUCGUGCAAAAAUUGUGUUGGAGAAAAUUUAAAUUGCAACUUAAAAUUUCAAAUUUCAAAUUAAAAUAAAGUACAAAAAGAAAUUUAGUUACAAAUUAAAUUUUCUUUGUGGCUUAAAUUCUAAAAUAUUUCUAGGAAAGUAAUUUCUAUAUAAUAUCAGUGUAAACAGAAUUUUUUUACUUUCAUUAUAUUAUUCAACUCUAGUAAUUUUUGUUGUUAACAAUUUUGCAAAAAAAAAAAAAAAAAAAAAAUUCUAUUUUAUCACAUUGUUAUUGUUGUACAAAGGAUAAUAUAAAUUUUUACAAAGGUUUCUUUUUACAAUAUUUAUAGAAAAUGACUCUACAUCGACGAAUUUUGUUUAUUUAUUAUAGAAAAAAUUGUCCAUUUGUGAUAAAGAAUUUUCUUUUUCUAUUUAUUAUUUUAUUUAAACAAAUAAUUGAAUUUUAAUUAUGUACAUAAUGUGAAAAAAAUUAAUAUUUUUUCUUUUUUUUUGGGAAAUUCUCUAUCAAACAAAUUGUGACAAUUUUUAUCGUAAAAUAGUGGCCAUUUUAAUUGCGAUGAUAAUUUACGAUAAAGGGAAUUUUCUUCUUUUAUGAAAGACACGACAAAAAAAUUGUCAAAAUUUGGAAAAUGACAUUUUUUCUCAUUCACGACAAAUACAAACACAAAAUUUUUCAACCAAAUAAUAGAAAAUAAUUUUUAUAAUUCGCAAAAUGAGAAAAUAUUUAAUUUUUACAGUUGACGAUAAAGAAGUGACAUUUGUAAAUUAUGAUAAAAUUUGAUAAUUGUUUGUACACUCAGAAAAAAAAUUAUUUUGAAUCAAAGGGAAAUUUCUUUAAAUCAAUCAAUUUACAGUACAAAAAAUAUUUUAUUAAUUUAUCAAAUGUUUUCUAUAAUAUUUAGAAUCUUUGUUUAAUUUAGCUUUUUUCUAUCCUUCUGUUAUAGAAUAUUUUUAUAAAAUCUUUCUUUUAUAGAUUUUUUUUUAAAUAUAAUCUUUCUUUCUUUGAAAUUAUUUCUUUUAUAAUUUUUCAUUGAUAAAGAAUUUUAUCUUUGGUUCAUAAUUUUUUUCGCUCUCAAAAAGAAACAUUUCUUUGUAACAAAAUAGCAGUAUUUCAUUUUGAAACAAAUAAAACAAAAAAAAAACACAGAGUAAUCGUUUUGUUGAAUUGAUAAAUUUUUUCCCGGUGUAUAUAAUUAAAAAAAAAAGAGUUGAAGGACUAAUUAUCUAAUAGAAAUUUUAUACAGUGAUCUAUAUUUGUAUGGUUUAAAUUUUUUUUCAUCAUUCUUUGUUUUUUGGCUACAUUUUGGUUUUCAGUUAUUUUUUUCACGUUUUUUUUUUUUCUUUGCAAUCUCGGAGUAGCAAUCGUUGAUGAUAAAACACACUAACCCAUGAAUCGGUAGCAAGAGCUAUAGCGAUUAGCGAUAAUACCGGUAAAAUAGUAGUUUGUAAUAUAUAGAAACAAAAGAUAAUGACAGGCGCCUCGAGUCUCUUUUCCCCUUGAGUUAAUAUAUAUUGUAUAUGUGAGGGAAUGGAUGAUUCAAGGAAGAAAGAGAAUCGAUUGCGUGCAAGAAACAUUAAUGUACCCGCACUGAGUUUAAUGACACUAAUCGGUUAACGGAAUCAGGAAGACAUAUAUAUACUGUAUGUUGCGUCAAUCUGCGGAAUCUCAUAAUCAUGCAAUGUUUCUUUUUCAUUGUAUAUAUAUGAGCUCACAAAAUACUCGCACAAUUCAAUGUCAAGUUUAAUCCUCUCUUCGGCCUCCACAACAUUUUUCUUUCUUUUUUUUUCUUUUCUUUUUAUAUUUAUUUUUAUAGUUGUUACUUGUCACUAUUCUUUUUUUAUUAUAAUUAAUGGUAAUUUUCUUUUACAAUAAAUAAUGAAAAUUAUUAAAAUUGUAUUACAUAUUAAAAUACAAUGUAUUACUAAACUUAAAAUUAUUUUAUUUGGGAAAGAAAUUAUUCUACUAUACAUAAAAUGAAAUUACUUUAAUUUUCAUAAAAGAAAACAUUUUAUUAUUUAUAAAAUAAUAAAAUGAUUACUAUUUGAUUUUUACUAUAUAUUCGUUUAUAUUUAUUUUUCUACUUUCAUGGAAAUUAAUUAAUUAUAAAUUAAUUUCUUUCACUGAAAUUAAAUUCCUCGUUUGAAUUUAAAUGCUGAAGAAAAGGGUUAAAUUGGGUAGAAAAUAACAAUUUAGAAGCAUAUGCCUGUCAGUGUAAUCGCGUAUACUUGGAUGUAAAUCGAAUAAUAACAUUAUUUAUUUGUAUUUGUAAGUCGAUGUAAGACGAUGCAAAAGUGUUGCAAAAUAAAGUCAUUUGUUUAUAAUUAA
Leptopilina boulardi is the source of this 3448-nucleotide messenger RNA. RefSeq lists its product as uncharacterized. Lineage: Eukaryota; Metazoa; Arthropoda; Insecta; Hymenoptera; Figitidae. The record is from RefSeq and is a predicted model, not a curated record. Bases 159 to 968 code for a protein of 269 amino acids. The transcript has a single exon.